Molecule: messenger RNA, 794 nt
Organism: Etheostoma spectabile (orangethroat darter)
Lineage: Eukaryota; Metazoa; Chordata; Actinopteri; Perciformes; Percidae
Gene: itpa
Product: inosine triphosphatase (nucleoside triphosphate pyrophosphatase)
Exons: 8
Coding region: 56-676 (206 amino acids)
Biological process (GO): nucleoside triphosphate catabolic process
Cellular component (GO): cytoplasm
Molecular function (GO): nucleoside triphosphate diphosphatase activity
Source: RefSeq, a predicted model, not a curated record
GCUCAGCCGGAAGUCUUCGGUCCGAUAUUGUUAGUCCUCCGGGGUGUCAUUCACUAUGGCUGUGCCUGCUGGAAGGUCUGUGGUCUUCGUGACUGGAAACGCGAAAAAACUCGAAGAGGUCAUUCAGAUCCUGGGAGAUAGGUUUCCCUACAAACUAGUGUCAAAAAAGAUUGACUUGCCUGAAUACCAAGGGGAGCCAGAUGAGAUUUCCAUACAGAAGUGUAAAGAGGCUGCACGGCAGGUUGAUGGGCCGGUCAUAGUGGAGGACACCUGUCUGUGUUUCAAGGCGUUGGGAGGCCUGCCCGGACCUUACAUAAAAUGGUUCCUGGAUAAACUCAAGCCAGAAGGCUUGUACAAACUCCUAGCUGGGUUUGAAGAUAAAUCAGCAUGGGCUCUCUGCACCUUUGCUUUCUCUGCUGGGAAAGAUGAGCCAGUACAGCUCUUUAGAGGGAAAACAGAGGGACACAUUGUGGAACCCAGGGGGCCUCGAGACUUUGGAUGGGAUCCCUGUUUCCAGCCAGAGGGAUAUGACAAAACCUAUGCUGAACUGCCCAAAGAGGUGAAGAACACUAUCUCACACCGCUACCGGGCGCUUGCAGCCAUGUCUGAGCACUUCUCUCAAACCAACAGUACCUCACCAAAGGGCAAGAAGAAGAAGAAGAACCAGGAGGAUUAAAGAAUCAUUUUAGGCUCACUUCAGGUUCUGAGUCUGCACAAUGCAUCAAACCUCAAGCCGUUGGAUUUGACCGGCCGAGGAUACUCCUUAUCACUAAGACAUGUUUUAUUGUUGGGUC